Molecule: messenger RNA, 2412 nt
Organism: Mangifera indica (mango)
Lineage: Eukaryota; Viridiplantae; Streptophyta; Magnoliopsida; Sapindales; Anacardiaceae
Product: CTD small phosphatase-like protein 2-A
Exons: 7
Coding region: 202-1641 (479 amino acids)
Molecular function (GO): phosphoprotein phosphatase activity
Source: RefSeq, a predicted model, not a curated record
UAAAACCAAAUCGAGCCCGCAAGUUUGACUCCUCUUUCAACCUUUCUCGCUCUCUCUUCUUCUGAAAGUUCAGAAGAGAGGGAAAGAAAAGAAGCCGAGCUUUGCAGAGAAAAGGGUCUUCACCUUCGUGGUCCAUACAGGAGCUAUUUCUGCUCUGUGUUUCAAAUUGAAUAUGAAGUAUUCUUCACAAAUCUAGAUCCAAUGCCUGCCAUGAAAAUGAAGCCUAAAUCAAGCACUUCUGUAAAAGAAGUAAAUUGUCUCCAUGUUGCUCAGAAGUCAUGUAAAAACUCCAAGACUUCAGAUUCUCUAGUCCGAUUGUUUCAUGAAAUGGCAGAAUUGGAUUCAUCAAUUGAAAAUUGUGAAACUGGUUCUAGCAAAGUUGAAAUUUUUGCCAUGGAAGAUGGAGGUAACGAAGUUAUUCAGAAAAUGUUUCAUGAUGGAGAAUUUCUCUCAUGCCAAAAACAAUUUUCAUGUGCUGAAGAUACUAUUUCCGUAAAAAUAAUGGAUUUUCCACAUUUUGCAUGUUCCAUAAAUUCGGAAGCAAUAUUCUCUCCUCUUAUUGAUGGCAGUGGCAUUCAACUCAAGUCAAGUGCUCAGGAUCAUGAAGGGUGUGAAGAUGGUACCACUGUUCCAGAAAUGACAGCUGGUGACUUUGUUAGUUGCAGCAGUUUUUCAUAUAGUUGUCAAAAUUCUAAUGCUUCAGAUUCCUAUAUCUCUGACAUGAGUGUUCCAGUAUCAGUUGAAGGGAUUGGUGAAUUAGAUUAUAUUCUAACUGAGGACCUAUUAACCGAGCCAGAUUAUGUUGGGCAAAAUUUGAUGCUUGAUAUGACUGAGGAAUGUAUGAAGUUGCCUGCCCUUGAGGAGGAACCAAUAGAGAAAAAGAAUAUUCAUUUUUCUGGAUCCUAUGAAGAGCUUCCUAAGACCUCUGGAUAUUCAUGGUUCCAUAGCCAGCAGAUAAGAUUCAAUGAUCAUGAGCUUGAUGUUAAAUCUAACUCUGUUGAUAUAAAUGAAGAAGAUUUUGAUCCACAAUUGUUCAUUAGAAACUUCCUGGACUUCUCUGACGUGGAGGCUGACUUGUUGCCAGUAUUGGUCCCUGAGGAGACCAGCAGUAGGAAACCUGUAACCUUAGUUCUUGAUUUGGAUGAGACACUCGUCCACUCCACCAUGGAACCUUGUAGUAAUGCAGACUUCACUUUUCAAGUUUCCUUUGACAUGAAAGACCACACUGUGUAUGUAAGACAAAGACCCUUCCUCCGGACAUUUUUGGAGAGAGUGGCAGAGAUGUUUGAAGUCGUCAUUUUUACCGCCAGCCAAAGCAUUUAUGCUGAGCAGGUGCUGGAUAUACUGGAUCCUGAAAAAAAGUAUAUAGCUCGACGACUCUUUAGAGAAUCAUGCAUAUUUUCUGAUGGUAGCUACACAAAGGAUCUGACAGCUGUAGGAGUUGACCUUUCAAAAAUAGCUAUAAUUGACAAUUCUCCACAGGUGUAUCGGUUGCAAGUGAAUAACGGUAUUCCAAUAGAAAGUUGGUUUGAUGAUCCAUCAGACUCUGCACUAAUUUCUUUAAUUCCCUUUUUAGAGACUUUGGCAAAUGUGGAUGAUGUUCGUCCGAUCAUAGCUAAAACAUUCGGCAUGAAGGAAUAGUUUUUUGUCGUUUAAUCAUUCAUUAACCAAAAGAGAAAUAUUAUGUGCACUUAUAAUGAGUAACAAUUUGAGUACCAAUAACGAUGUGUUGUCAUAUAAUUGAGUGUUACUUUAUCUUUAAUUCAAAAUUAUCUUAUUACAUCGUGACACAUCAUCAAUAGUACUCAAAUUGGUACUCACUAUAAGUAUACAUAGUUUUAUUGUAACAAAAAACAACCAUCUAUCCUCCACUUUGUGGAAAUGACCACAAACUUGGAUUCAAUCAUUUCUGGUGAGUUUCUCCUGCUGCCAGAGCCAGUCGUUAAUUAUAGUAAAUGUACAGCUAGGGUUGCAGAUUUAGUUAAAUUAGUGUUCUUUCCACUUCCUAGGUGUUUUCUUCAUAGAUAUGGCCAAGUCAAAAGUUAUAGUUGCUGAAAGACUAGAGUGUAUUUCUUUUCAAAAUAUGGAUUAUAUGUGUGUUCGAGCUAGAGUUGUUUAUAUAUAUACAAUUCUACGGUGAACUAGAAUCAUUUUCUGCAGUCUUUUACAUAAUUAGGUGCAGUCUUCCAAAUGAUAAGAAAGAAAUAGCUAUAUUGUUUAGGUUAUUUUGUUAUUGAAAGAAUUCUCAUGUAGAUUGAUAACAUCCAAUUUGUGGGAUACCCUGUACUGGAGAUACUUAAAAGUCUUGAUGUAAACUUAGUUGAAGCCUUGUGAGUUAUGAAGCUUUUGAAUGUACUUUAUGUGUUCAGUUGUGGAAAUAAUCAAGGGUUUUCCAUGUACGUUUAUGAUGAA